Molecule: messenger RNA, 1287 nt
Organism: Penicillium macrosclerotiorum
Lineage: Eukaryota; Fungi; Ascomycota; Eurotiomycetes; Eurotiales; Aspergillaceae
Product: fungal specific transcription factor domain-containing protein
Exons: 5
Coding region: 1-1287 (428 amino acids)
Biological process (GO): positive regulation of transcription by RNA polymerase II
Cellular component (GO): nucleus
Molecular function (GO): transcription cis-regulatory region binding; DNA-binding transcription factor activity
Source: RefSeq, a predicted model, not a curated record
AUGAAGAUCUCGAAGUCAAAACAAACGAAUAAUAUUGAAAGUAAAGAGGCCUCGACCUCCCUAGCCACAGGUGCUCCAUCACCAAGCCUUGCAGCGGACAAAGAGCCAAAUAUCAAUGAGAUUCUUGGUUCUACCGAAGCGGAUACUCUUCUCAGGCACUAUGAUCGCAUCAUCUGCCCUCAUCAAAUAGCCCAGAGAGUGGAUGGCUCUAAAAACCCAUAUCGACUGUAUGUGCUUUCACUGGCAUAUGACCAGAUCGGGCUUCUGUAUGCUGUACUUGGGCUUUCGGCAUGUCAUCUUGGACAUUUGAAAUCCGACCGACAUCUCUAUGAAACAGUUGCCGUUGAUUACCGUGUCAGGGCGAUCACGGCGCUCGGAGCCUGUAUCAGAAAGGUGUGCUCUGGAGACUUCACCAGUAAUGAGCGUGAUGCGGCAUUUGCGACUAUUCAAGUGCUUCUUCUCCAUGACAUCUGUGAGUCUGGCAUCUCAACACACGGAGCUCAUAUAUCGGGCGCUAUGUCCAUUUGCUCCCAAUUAGAACUCCAUCAGCACCUUACUAUAAAAGAUGAGAGGACAGUAUUUUUCUUGGGAAAUCUUGUUUGGCUGGACAUCAUUCGAGCAUUUUCUUUGCCGGAGCGAAUUUGCUUCUCACAGGAGCUUCGCAAGAAACUUUUAUCAUUAUGCGACUUGAGAUUUGAAGCUGUCAACGGCUGCCCACGAGAAAUUGUUUUGGUCAUGGGUGAAAUACUGGAGAGCGCCAAAGCACAUUCCCUUGGUCGCCUAGAUCGACAAAGGCUUGAUAACACCGUGCGGGAACUGAUCCAAAAGCUUUAUGAUUGGGAUAUCUCGCGCUGCUUCUACCCUGAUGAUGACAGACUCUGGGUUUAUAUUGCGGAAGCAUUUCGGCAUACAUGUGUUCUGCGCGCUUGGCGUUUACUUGAUCCAUUCGAACCCUCCGCCGAACUGCACAUACAAAAGUCUGUCACCUCGAUAUUAGAUUCGCUAGCGAAUGUACCCGGGAGCAGUCCCCUCAUUGAACUCGCCGUCAUGCCUCUAUUCAUGGCUGGUGCCGAUAGCCUUUCACCGCAUUCGCGCCAUUACGUUGCAUUACGACUAGGAGAGAUCCAAGCACGAUCUCAAAUGGGAAUUCUAGCGCCUCAAACGUUACUUGAGAGAGUGUGGCAUGCUCGAGCGCAGCAGCCCGAAAAUGAUAAACGCAAUAUUCCUUGGAUGCUUUUCACUCAUAACUCCGAAUCCCCUCAUCAGGAUGAUUAUCUCAUAAUCUAA